Messenger RNA from Varroa destructor (honeybee mite), 629 nucleotides. RefSeq lists its product as uncharacterized. NCBI's taxonomy places the organism in Eukaryota, Metazoa, Arthropoda, Arachnida, Mesostigmata, Varroidae. The record is from RefSeq and is a predicted model, not a curated record.
AUCAGUUUGUCUCGCAGUCAGCUAAAUAUAACAAUUAGUCUACAACAUGUUCGCUAAAAUUGCUCUCGUCGGCCUCGCUGUCGCUGGAGCCCGCGCCACUCACCUUGGCUAUGGUCACGCUGCCAUUGCCGGUCCAGUUUAUGGCCAUGCUUUAGCUGCUCCUGCAUAUGGUCACGCUCUCGCUGCCCCCGCGGCCACUUACGGACACGGAUACGGCCAUGCCGCCCUCGCCGCCCCCGUGGCUAAGGUCGCCCAUGCUCCCGUCGUCUCCUCAUACUCGACCAUAACCAAACACGUAGCUCAUGCUCCUGUCGCCAAGGUUGCUGCCGCCCCCGUUUUUGCUGCUCCGGCCCACGGCCAUGCCACUUACGGGUAUCACGGAGCUGCCCUAGCCGCCCCUAUUGCCAAGGUUGCCCAUGCUGCGCCUGUCUUGGCUGCCCCCGCUUACAGCUCCUAUGGAGCUCAUCUUGCCCCCCCUGUGGCUAAAAUAGCUCAUGCUGCUCCCCUCGUCUACGGCCAUGGAUACGGACAUUAUUAAGCAGUUAUCUAAAGGCAGACUGUGAUACAAUUUGUAGAUUUGUAAAAAAUGAAAUAAAAAUACUUAUUGUCGAACAAACGAUGACAAAUUU